Messenger RNA from Biomphalaria glabrata, 2940 nucleotides. RefSeq lists its product as uncharacterized. Lineage: Eukaryota; Metazoa; Mollusca; Gastropoda; Planorbidae. Bases 131 to 1822 code for a protein of 563 amino acids. The transcript has 10 exons. Gene Ontology annotation, molecular function: protein binding. The record is from RefSeq and is a predicted model, not a curated record.
CCGAUUUUUUACAAUCACAGUGACCUACAAGGAAGGUUUAGUUUGAUGGAAGUACUUGUUGAUACCCCUGGCUAGUCCAGGGGUUUUAACCUGUUAUUUCUUCAUCUUUUAACGCAUACAAAUAAUCAAAAUGUGGAAAAUAUUACAAAGUCUUCAAAGAGCCUUCAGACAACACGUUCACAGUCCACGACCAUCAGCUGGUCUCUAUGUUGAGGAAGAACAAGAUGUGGCUGCUGAGAAAUCAGAAAAGCUUUGCCCCUUUUCAUGGAUCAGAAGAAAUUCCAAAGAGUGUUUAGAUAAACCAACAUGUAGUGCUAGAGUAUUAGAUAGUCUACAUAUAGAAGGUCAGGAGAAUGACUUUGCUGAAGGCUGUCGUUGUGGUAGCAAUGCCAACUACCAAAAGAAGAAAUGGUGGCGAACUUCUCACAGAGAUUUCUGGCAUUACAUGCCCCAUACAAACUAUAUGAUAGAAGCAAUAUCAUGGGGUUCUGCUGUUCUGUGUGGUACAGACUCUGACAGAUUGCGAAGAAAGACUCGAUUGCUCUAUAGAGUGUUAUGCACUGUGCCUGGGAGUAAGGGUACCCAGAAAAAUGUGGUAGACAAUCUCUUCCCUGGCAGUGUAGCCCCAAAGUCUCCAUCACUUUUAGCCAUCAAAGAUGCAGAAGGCUCGGCUCAUGACUUGGCUGUCAAUGUAUCCAAAUCAGAGACACUGGAUUCUGCAAUGGAAGAGUUCCAGUCCAUGUGUAAUGAGUACACUGCUAGGAACGAGAUCAUGUUAGGGCUUGAAGCCUGGGAGAAAGGUGACAUGUCAACUGCGGUGAAACAUUUGCGUUCUUCUUGCCUCCUGGGAAACUCUACUGCAUGUUUCAACUUAGGCUUGUGUUAUGAGAAAGGAUCUGGUGUGGAGCCUGAUCCAGACAAGGCUGAGCGCUACUAUAAGCUGGCGGCCAAAGGAGGAAACAGUAUGGCCCUGUUCAACCUAGGAUUGCUGUACAUGAACCAUGUCCAAGAAGAAGAUGAAACUGGAGCAGCUGUCCAUUGUGGGUGCAAAAAAAAUGAAGCCAUCAAUUUGAUGGAGAGGGCUGCUCGCCUGGGGCUGGCUGAGGCCCAGACUUACCUAGGCAUGUAUCAUAUUGAUGAAAAGAGAGACUUGCCUACAGCGGUGCAGUAUUUCAGAGCAGCAGCUGAGCAAAAUGAUGCAGAGGCCCAGUAUUUCUUGGCUUCCUGUUAUGAACACGGCUGGGGAGUUACAAUGAACGAGUGUCGUGCUGCCCAGCUCUACUCUCUUGCAGCCAGUGCUGGUCACGUGACUGCCCUCUACAACUUGGCAGAGUUCAACGAGCAUGGUUUGGGUGGCUUGCCUGUGGAUAGAAGCUCGGCUCUUGAACUUUACCAGAAAGCUGCUGACCUUGGGAGUGAGGAAGCUAAGAUGCGACUGAAAGAGAUCAAUUUAGAGACAAAGGAAGUUGAACUUUCUGAAAAACAAAAAGGUUUUGGUCAGCAUUAUAUACACACCCAAAGUGAUGUACUUAGUAGCCACAGCUCGGCAUUGAGUCCUUCCUUGUCUUCACCCAACUUGUUGGACUAUCUACACAGUAUACCCAAUUACUUCAGUGCAGCCUGGGAAUCUAGACACGACCACAACACAAACACCAAUGUUGAUAAGUGUCAUUUUCACCUUGAACCACUGGAGAAUGUUGUCACUGGAACACUUGCUGCAGGUCCCAUGUGCCAGCCACAGCAGAAGGGGCUGUACAUCCCCAGGGAGAUGCAUCGUUCUCACACAUAUCCUAAUAUAGCCAUGGUGGCUUGUAACAACUGAACAACUGGGUAACUUGUUUUGUCAAAGUUGAUAAACUUGAUUUCACCUGUUGAUUUCUUUGUUGAUUAUGAGAUUUUUUUUUUUAACCCGCAUGUUUAGGGUCCAUUAUAUUGAUAGGCUUACUUGAUAGAAAAAUAAAACGGCAUUAGUAACCCAAGUGACAACAUGAUUGUCAACCUAUUAAAAAAUGAAGUCUUGCUAAUGAUGUCAAAUAGUGCUUUGUCCCCCUCUUAUAUUUCACACUAACUAAUGCCAUAACUUUUUGAUUUGGAUACCAUUUAGUAGAUUAUGUACAUUCACACAACUUUUUUAUUGAAGCACAAAUCAUACAUAAAAACUUUCAUUCCCAUACACCGUGUGUAGAAUUGGUCAGAAAAUCUCUAUUGAAAUUGCCAACAAAUUUCUGUCUUCAUCCAGCAACAUUCAAAAUCAUUUUACUAUAAAGAAAAAAUGGUCUUUCAGAAUAAGAUUGCAUUAUUAUCAUGUUGACAUUUUUUUAAGUUUAGAAAAAUAAAUUCAUGUAUAAUCCAAAGCAAUCUUUCCACUUUUAAUUUUACUCUACUAAAUGUGUGAUUUUAUAUUUUUGUGUAAUUUAUUCUUUUAUGUUUUUUUUUUAAAGAAUGUUUAUUUUUGAGUUUUGAAAGACUCCAGAAUUUCUUUGACACUAUAUUUUUUAUAUACACAAUUAAAUUCUUAUUGAGAUUUUUCUGACAUCAGAUGUGAAAUGAGUUGUACGUAAGUGAAAGAAAUAUCUUGAGAUACAGUAAUGGAUGCAGUGUAGAGAUACACCAAUUAAAUAUUAUAAACAUUAACUUUGUAUAAAGCUUUUUUUUUUUUUUUUUUUAAAUCCAUAUGCUUGGUUUUAAGAUUACAAUGAUUACUUAAGCAAUGGGAAAGAUAUUUAUAAUGGGGAAGACUAUUGUAGGCCUAUCAGAAGUGUUGUUUUUUUUUAAAUACCUAUUGAUUGUGGAGAUAAUACAUUUCAUCUAUUGUUGUCAUGAUUUGUAUAUAAACUUCCAGUUGAUGGAGUUGUUACAUUGUUCAUUCUCAUGUGAUGUUACUACAUAAUCUCAAACCCAUUUGUUCAAGCAACAAAAAAAAAAUAAUUUUUUAACUUA